Saccoglossus kowalevskii is the source of this 1164-nucleotide messenger RNA. Its product is annotated as protein-glutamine gamma-glutamyltransferase K-like. The record is from RefSeq and is a predicted model, not a curated record. Gene Ontology annotation, molecular function: protein-glutamine gamma-glutamyltransferase activity. Lineage: Eukaryota; Metazoa; Hemichordata; Enteropneusta; Harrimaniidae. Gene Ontology annotation, biological process: peptide cross-linking.
ACUAAGCUGGCAGUGUACCGUAAACAAAGUCAUUGCAUGGAGUAUCUAUCACACCUUUCUCCCGAUAAUUAUAAGCUGAGUGUAUUAGAUUUAUACUGCAGAAGCUACAUAUUUUAUAUAUGAAUGUAUAAUCCGUGUUUUGAACACAUCAACCUGUACGUAGUCAAUAUGGGAUCAGGAGCCAGCAGUACCAAACCUCCAAGCACCACACCUUCCAGACCUCGAGGUAGAACUGAAGCUUUAUUUAACCAAGAAGGCAGGCGACCACAAACAUUGUUGAUUUUAGAACCACCUCAACCCCCUUCCUCAGAUGGACAACUGAAGGUAAAGAGCGUUGAUCUGAAGAUUUAUAGUAACAGUGUUGAACACAACACAAAUGAUUAUGAUGUUCCGUACUUAAUUGUCAGACGUGGACAAAGUUUUGAUAUUGAUGUGACAUUUGAGAGAGAAUUCAAUCCAGAAUCCGAUAAGCUUGGGGUGGUGCUCAGAGUUGGUGAACCACCACACAGAGUAAGUAAAGGAACACUGUUAAUGUUACCAUUUAUGGAUGGAGAGUUAUCAGACAGUAACUCCGGUGUCAAGAUCUUGAGCACGCAUGGAGACAAAGUUUCAUUGAGUGUAUAUCUGCUAUCCAAGGCACAUAUUGGAAAAUAUACUCUUGCCAUUGAAACUAUAAGUACAUCCAACAGUGAAGAGUUCUUUGAUCGUUUCACUGUGUCUCAACCAAUGUAUGUGCUCUUUAAUCCAUGGUGUAAAGAUGACGAUGUGUACAUGGAAGGCGUGAUGGAAAGAGAAGAGUACGUAUUGAAUGACUUUGGAUUUAUAUGGUAUGGCACUUACAGACAAUUGGGAAAAAGAAGAUGGAAUUUUGGACAGUUUGAAAGUGAAGUAUUUGAAGCUGUCAUGUAUCUGCUGGAACUUGGUGUUGUACCAUGGGCCCGUAACAAUGCUGUGUUAGUUGCUAGAGUACUGUCAUCACUGGGCAAUUCACAAGAUGAUGAUGGUGUUUUAGUUGGUAACUGGUCUGGUGAUUAUGCUGGUGGCACUAAACCGACUAGCUGGACUGGAAGUGUGGCGAUAUUUGAAGAGUAUAAUAGAACUAAGAAGCCUGUAUCAUUUGGACAAUGUUGGGUGUUUUCGGGAAUCCUUACCACAAGUAUGUAA